AUGUCCAAGGAGCAGGAAAGACCUUACCCUGCAACAGAAUGUGAGGACUUAGUAAGAGCAAAAGAAUGGAGGCAAGAAAUUAUCGACGAAAUCUCCAGGAAGAUGGAGCAGAUUCAGAAUGCUGGUCUUGGAGAAUUCAAGCUGAUAGAUCUGAACGAUCAGAUUAACAUACUUCUACUUGAGAAGGGAGAAUGGGAUGAACAGAUCCAGAUCCUUGGGGGUCCUGAUUACAAGGAAAUUGGACCCAAGAUGAUGAAACUUGAGUGGAAAGAAGUUCCCGGAAACGAAAGAUAUAAAUAUUUUGGUGCCACUAAAGAUCUCCCUGGCAUCAGGGAAUUAUUUCAACAAGAAGGAUCCCCUCCUUGCAAGAAGAGACGACUCAGGCUGUUUAUCGAUGCUGAUUACUGCGGUUCACCCCCUCCUCUCAAGAAGAGACUACUCAGGCUGACGAAUGAUGUAGAUGAUGAUUGCCAUGGUUGUAAGGAUGAAGGCAUUGGUCUCAUUGUUGCUAAGGAAGAGGAGAUGGAGGAGAGAGUUCCUGAGGACACAGCAAUUGAGGAGGAGGAGGAAGUGGAAGAGGUGGAGAAAAUAGAGGAAGAUGUUGAGGAGGAGGAGGAAGUAGAUGUGGUGGAGGAGGAAAAACCAUAUUAUACCAGGAUGCAUGCAUUUGUUAAUAUUUUAUGUGUCUGGACCACACCUUUCACACUGCGAGACUUGGGGCUAUCAAUCCUGGUCAGCUGA
Ostrea edulis (European flat oyster) is the source of this 741-nucleotide messenger RNA. Its product is annotated as pre-mRNA-splicing factor ISY1 homolog. The record is from RefSeq and is a predicted model, not a curated record. The transcript is spliced from 8 exons. Gene Ontology annotation, biological process: mRNA 3'-splice site recognition; generation of catalytic spliceosome for second transesterification step. Gene Ontology annotation, cellular component: post-mRNA release spliceosomal complex; post-spliceosomal complex; Prp19 complex. The coding region runs from base 1 to 741 and encodes 246 amino acids. Lineage: Eukaryota; Metazoa; Mollusca; Bivalvia; Ostreida; Ostreidae.